GUCUAAAGAAGAAAAGGCAACCCGGAUCUGGGACCUCGAUGGGGAAACGCGCAAAGAGAGAGAGGGAUCGUCGUCGCCGUCUUGCCCCCUCUCCCUUCGCUCCUACUCCCCCUCCCUUUGCUCCUAAUCCCCCUCCCCGCCCUGGGUCGCCGUCCGAAAGUUUUGCCAAUUGGUUGGGGCAUUAUGGGAUAAUCUUGGUGCUCUUUGAGACGCCCUCUGGAUUCGCACUCAUACAUUAUGAUGGUGUCAAACUUUUUCGUCCAGAAGCCUCCAAGCAUAUUUGGUCAGAAUUCGUCAACAAGGACACAGCACCACAUGCUGUUUCUCUUAAAGAAUUUCAAGUUUUCGAGGACAAGGCCAAUGCCAUUAACAGUAAUGGUGUUUGUUCUAAGCUUGCUAACAUGAUCAAGAGGUCACUCCGGCCUGGCCAGAAACUUGCUGUUGGAAAACAGGAAUAUAAAGACAUCAUUGAAGCAAGUUUGAGAAUCCACUGCCUGUUUGAUGAAGCUGUGCUGGAAGUAAUAUGGGGCUUGAAGAAUCUCAUCAAGUUUUUUGUGCCUGGUGAAGAAUUAGAACUGACUCAUGAGGACCGCCUCCAGAUUAGUCGAGGAAUGAAAAUGGUCCUAGAUCGUUAUGGCAUUGAGGUUGAUGCUAGCUUGGUUAAUUCAGGUAUCAUUGAUAUGGCAUCGACCGUGUAUGAGUGUGAUCUUUUUGUGGAUGAACGUGCUGAAUUGUUGCAGUAUGGUAGCAACCAGAUUAAAGAGGUAUCAAGAAUUGAGACUGGGCUUUGGGAUAAACUGGAACUUGCAACUGCUCUCAAGUUAAUAUGUUAUCCUGAAGAUGAAAUUGUGACUGGCUUUUCUGAUAAGAUGCUGACAAAGUUCGUGGCAGAAAAACUGGUGGCUGAUGCACAUCUUUAUGAACUUAAGCGCCAUGACUGGAUAUACAUGGAUCUAUACACAGAUUUUGUGUGGGUCUAUGGAGUUCGUCAUCGGGCACUAGAAUUGUUGGGUUCCAGAGGCAAAACAAGAUUUGAAGUGGCGCCAGGGGUCCAUCUUCAAGAUGGAAGAACAAGAUUUGGAGCUCCUGCACUCACGGCGGUACAUGGUCGAAAAAUUGAAGGUGCACCAGGGGUGUAGGAUGCAGAUGGAUUGAGACAGAUAACAAAAAAAUAGAUGAACGUUUGGUGAUUUGAAGUGUCGGAAGCAAUCUGGUAUUCUCUUUUAGAUGAUAUGUUUGACUAGACUGGCAUUGCGUUUGCUACUCUCUUUCAAAUAGGGAGUACUGCUCAUUUCAUCUUCAUCCUUAAUCAUCAUAUAUUUAGUGGUGCUCAUAACUUAUUGAACCUUGGAAUGGUGUUUGAGUUGAUGUGACUUAAAUAAACUAGGAGGUCACCCUCCAACACCAAGCCCAUCACUGGUGGAUGGUUUAAUUUUUGUUGUCUAUAUGUCAGUUUAGACAAUGGUGUAAAAAGGUUCCUUUUUAGACCUUUCUAGUUUUUCAAUGGAUGGUCUAUAUUUAGGGUGGCUGUA
Messenger RNA from Lolium perenne, 1532 nucleotides. RefSeq lists its product as uncharacterized. Gene Ontology annotation, molecular function: snoRNA binding. Lineage: Eukaryota; Viridiplantae; Streptophyta; Magnoliopsida; Poales; Poaceae. The record is from RefSeq and is a predicted model, not a curated record. Gene Ontology annotation, cellular component: box C/D methylation guide snoRNP complex; small-subunit processome.